Messenger RNA from Condylura cristata (star-nosed mole), 2944 nucleotides. It is a transcript of the gene RPS6KA1, whose product is annotated as ribosomal protein S6 kinase, 90kDa, polypeptide 1. Gene Ontology annotation, biological process: intracellular signal transduction; protein phosphorylation; positive regulation of DNA-templated transcription. NCBI's taxonomy places the organism in Eukaryota, Metazoa, Chordata, Mammalia, Eulipotyphla, Talpidae. Gene Ontology annotation, molecular function: ribosomal protein S6 kinase activity; magnesium ion binding; ATP binding. The record is from RefSeq and is a predicted model, not a curated record. Bases 12 to 2171 code for a protein of 719 amino acids. The transcript is spliced from 21 exons.
UGAACCCCACCAUGCAGACCCCGGCAGAUUUCCCCAGGGUUGAGAGAGACUCGGCCCCGUGCCCCAGAAAGGAUGAAGGUGUCCUCAAGGAGAUCUCCAUCACGCACCAUGUCAAGGCUGGCUCUGAAAAGGCUGACCCCUCCCAGUUUGAGCUCCUCAAGGUCCUGGGGCAAGGAUCCUUCGGCAAAGUCUUCCUGGUGCGGAAGGUCACCCGACCUGACAGCGGGCACCUGUAUGCCAUGAAGGUACUGAAGAAGGCAACGCUGAAAGUGCGUGACCGCGUGCGGACCAAGAUGGAGAGAGACAUUCUGGCCGAUGUAAACCACCCAUUUGUGGUGAAGCUGCACUAUGCCUUCCAGACAGAAGGCAAGCUCUAUCUUAUUCUGGACUUCCUGCGUGGUGGGGACCUCUUCACUCGGCUCUCUAAAGAGGUUAUGUUCACGGAGGAGGACGUGAAGUUCUACUUGGCGGAGUUGGCCUUGGGCCUGGACCACCUGCACAGCCUGGGCAUCAUUUACAGAGACCUCAAGCCGGAGAACAUCCUUCUGGAUGAGGAGGGCCACAUCAAACUCACUGAUUUUGGUCUGAGCAAGGAGGCCAUUGACCACGAGAAGAAGGCUUACUCCUUCUGCGGGACGGUGGAGUACAUGGCCCCUGAAGUUGUCAGCCGCCAGGGCCACACCCACAGUGCGGACUGGUGGUCCUAUGGGGUGUUGAUGUUUGAGAUGCUGACGGGCUCCCUGCCCUUCCAGGGGAAGGACCGGAAGGAGACCAUGACAUUGAUCCUGAAGGCGAAGCUAGGCAUGCCCCAGUUUCUGAGCACGGAAGCCCAGAGCCUCCUGCGGGCCCUGUUCAAGCGGAAUCCUGCCAACCGGCUCGGCUCGGGCCCCGACGGGGCAGAGGAGAUCAAGCGGCACAUCUUCUACUCCACCAUCGACUGGAAUAAGCUGUACCGCCGCGAGAUCAAGCCACCCUUCAAGCCGGCUGUGGCUCAGCCUGAUGACACCUUCUACUUUGACACCGAAUUCACAUCCCGCACACCCAGAGACUCCCCAGGCAUUCCCCCCAGCGCUGGCGCCCAUCAGCUGUUCAGAGGCUUCAGCUUCGUGGCCACUGGCCUGAUGGAGGACGAUGGCAAACCUCGGACCACUCAGGCCCCACUGAACGCGGUGGUGCAGCAACUCCAUGGGAAAAACCUGGUGUUCAGUGACGGCUACGUGGUAAAGGAGAUGAUCGGUGUGGGCUCCUACUCUGUGUGUAAUCGCUGUGUCCACAAGGCCACCAACAUGGAGUAUGCUGUCAAGGUCAUUGACAAGAGCAAGCGGGAUCCCUCAGAAGAGAUAGAGAUUCUUCUGCGGUACGGGCAGCACCCCAACAUCAUCACUCUGAAAGAUGUGUAUGACGACGGCAAACACGUGUACCUGGUGACAGAGCUGAUGCGAGGUGGGGAGCUGCUGGACAAGAUCCUGCGGCAGAAAUUCUUCUCGGAACGGGAGGCCAGCUUCGUCCUGCACACCAUUAGCAAGACCGUGGAGUAUCUGCACUCCCAGGGGGUCGUGCACAGGGACCUCAAGCCCAGCAACAUCCUGUAUGUGGACGAGUCUGGAAACCCCGAGUGCCUGCGCAUCUGUGACUUCGGCUUCGCCAAGCAGCUGCGGGCUGAGAACGGGCUGCUCAUGACCCCCUGCUACACCGCCAACUUCGUGGCGCCCGAGGUGCUGAAACGCCAGGGCUACGAUGAAGGCUGUGACAUCUGGAGCCUGGGCAUCCUGCUGUACACCAUGCUGGCAGGAUACACGCCAUUCGCCAACGGACCCAGCGACACGCCCGAGGAGAUCCUGACCCGGAUCGGCAGUGGGAAGUUCACCCUCAGCGGGGGAAAUUGGAACACAGUUUCAGAGACAGCCAAGGACCUGGUAUCCAAGAUGCUGCACGUGGACCCCCACCAGCGCCUCACAGCCAAGCAAGUCCUGCAGCACCCGUGGAUCACCCAGAAAGACAAGCUCCCGCAGAGCCAGCUGUCCCACCAGGACCUGCAGCUGGUGAAGGGAGCCAUGGCAGCCACGUACUCUGCACUGAACAGCUCCAAGCCCACCCCCCAGCUGAAGCCCAUCGAGUCAUCUAUCCUGGCCCAGCGGCGGGUGAGGAAGCUGCCGUCAACCACCCUGUGAGGGGCCGGUGCCCCGGCCGCAGGGCCGUGCUAGCUCGAGGGACGCAGCUGACUUCCCAGAGGGAGCAGGCCUGAGUCGCAGGACCAGAGGGAGCUGGAGCCCAGAGGGGCCGACACAGCCGGCCAGGCCACCCCCGCACGGGUGUGAGAAGUGCCUUCUCCUUCCCCAGGAUGGACUCUUCUCGGCUCAGGCUCUGCUGGUUGAAAUCGAUUCACCGUACAACCACUUGUCUUUUUCAAGGACAAAAUGGCAUCAACCACCGUGGAUUUUACAGGAUCCAUUUUGCCUUUCUGGGAACAGAAAUAGCCAGCGUAGCCCCAGGAGGGGCACUGAGUCACACCAGGGCUCUUUGGGGCGGAGACGCCUUAGCAGAGCCCUGGGUCCUGCCGGCCGCCCGCCCCAGCCGGCCUCUGGAGCCGCCCGCACGCACGCAGCGCCACCCAGAGCUCUUGGCUGUCCCACACGCCGCUCCCCUUCCCUCUGUUCCGCGGGGGUCCAGAGCCCCUCCCUGGUCAGGAUGAGCCCCCAGGCCCUGUGGCGCCCAGCGCCAGGCACCAGCAUCCAUCGCCCCGUGGGCCCCCUGCAGCCAGGCCGGGCAGCCCCCGGAGGACCCAGGAAGCACUUUCUGGCCGACUGUGUUGGAGUCGGCCGCAGGACGAGUCCCCAGGUGGCCAGGGGGCUGGGCUGAGGGCAGGGGCUUGUUUUCAUUUCUUCCUCAGCUGGUAACUCAGGGUUCAUCUGUCCAUGGCCUUUCUAAUAAACUUACAGUUGAG